Messenger RNA from Epinephelus lanceolatus (giant grouper), 1952 nucleotides. RefSeq names its product R-spondin 2 (gene rspo2). The record is from RefSeq and is a predicted model, not a curated record. Lineage: Eukaryota; Metazoa; Chordata; Actinopteri; Perciformes; Serranidae.
GAGGGGGGGAGGCUGAGGUGGGGGGAGACUACACUAAAUGUCAUCUUCAACAUCUUAAAUAAGAAGGAAACACAAAACUAGAAAUCUCCACACGUGACAGCGGCACGGCGCUAUAUGAGGAAAAAGGCAGCAAGCAUCAGGACCAGUCUGGAGUCAGCCACCGCUCAACCUCAGCAGCCAGCGCGCAAAACGCACACUCACUCGCCGGCUCUCGUUUUCCGUUUUAAAGAAAGCAACACAUGUGAGUUUUGUUUGUGCUGCGCUACAGGACGCGGACCGGACGAGCGCGAGUGAGGAACCGCAGGUAAACGGAAUCCAACGCUUUUCACAAGAGAAGAGAGGAAAGGAAAUCCCCCCUUUUCACCGCGACCACCUUUUUUCCUCCUCCUCGGACCUCUGUUCUCUUCUGGAGACACAAGUUUCUCACACAAAGAGGGAUGCUGCAUGUUCCCGAGCCGCACUUGCACUCAGAGGGAACCUAAAAGUGGACCGGAGCGGGAUAACACUUCAUUUGAUGCAAGCGCACCAAAGCGGACACUUUUAGUGACUGGAGGAUCAGCGCGCUUCAUAAAAUGAUCCCAAUCGGCGGCGUGAUAACAUGUCGCAUCCCGUCUGAUGUUUGACACAUUUGAGGAUCGACUAAAGAAACUGGAGGAGGACAUUACAAAGUCAGAGAAUUCAUCCCGAGCCCCGCUGGCACCUUUUUACUGGAGUCCGAACAACAGAUCGCCGUCCAGAUGCAGUUUCGACUCUUCUCCUUUGCCCUGAUCGUAUUGAACUGUAUGGAGUACAGCAACUGUCAGGCGCCGUCGCACCGCUGGAGGAGAAACAAAAGAGCUAGCUAUGGAGCGUACCCCAUCUGUAAAGGCUGCUCGGUGUGCUCCAGAGACAACGGCUGUGUAAACUGCCAGCCCAAACUCUUCCUGUUUUUACGGAGGGAGAGGAUGAGGCAGUACGGGGAGUGUCUUCACGACUGUCCAGCCGGAUACUACGGCAUGCGCAGCCCUGAACUCAACAUGUGCUCCAGGUGCAGGAUAGAGAACUGCGAGUCCUGCUUCAGCAAAGACUUCUGCACCAAGUGCAAGUCGGGCUUUUACCUACACAAAGGGCGCUGCUUUGAUAAGUGCCCCGAGGGCUUUGCCCCGCUGGAGGACACCAUGGAGUGCGGAGAGGGCUGCGAGGUGGGCCAGUGGAGCGAAUGGGGAGCCUGCACCAGGAGAAACAAAACCUGUGGCUAUAAGUGGGGUCUGGAGACCCGGACGCGGCACAUUGUAAAGAAACCACCCAAGGACACAAUACCCUGUCCCACCAUCGCUGAGUCCAGGAUGUGCAAAAUGGCCAUGCGGCACUGCAGGAGAGGUGGCUCGGGUAAGCACCGAUCCAAAGAACCAAAGAAGAAGAACAAGCAGAGGCUGCGGUUUCGGGCCCAGAACCAGCACAGCGACCACUUGGCCUCUGCACGCUCCAGCCAGUGAGGACUGAAACUACGGACUUCCCAUUGAACAAAGAACCAACGCAAAGCUGCUAGCCGCUGCUGCACCCAUAUUCUGACCGACGACUAUCACGAACCCCUCCACCUCCCUACCCCCCCUUCCCCAGCCCACCCGGACAAAACCAUGACUCACAAGUCCGUCACUACAAAAAUAUAUGUCUAACGUACGAUAUCAGUAUCAACACACUAAACACAUGCUUCAUGCCUCUGCCUCCCGCUGCUUCUCCCCCUGCUGCAGUGCGCCAGCCAGGUGACUCUGUUCUCUCAGCCCCACCCCUUGCCUUGCCUUGUGGACCUUUACAGUUGACAUUACUGAACUCAUUUCCUGUCAUUAACAAUGUCAUUAACCGUGCAGGGUGAUGGAAGAUGGAGGGGCAAACCAGAGACUGUGGAGGCGGGAGAGCCAGAUAGAGGGAGGUGGAUAGGAGAGGUAGUAAGGGAGUUGGCAAGCUAAACUGCU